UACGCUGGGCCUGGGGACGUGGCCUGUGAUAUCUGCUCUGGACAGAAGCUCAGAGCGGUCAAGUCCUGUCUGACCUGCACUGUCUCCUACUGUGAGAGCCACGUCAGGCAGCACUACACCGUCCCAGCACUGCAGAGACACACCCUGGCUGAGGUCACGUAGAUGGUCAGGGAUGUAGCUCAGUUGGUAGAGCAUGGCGUUUGCAACGCCAGGGUUGUGUGUUCGAUUACCACGGGGUGCCAGUAUGAUAUUUUUUUAUUUUUAUAAAUAAAUAAAUAAUGUAUGCACUCACUAACUGUAAGUCGCUCUGGAUAAGAGCGUCUGCUAAAUGACUAAAAUGUAAAUGUAAAAAUGUCACUGGGGACAGGGGACACACAGAAGAGGUAAUGUUAUUAGCUGUACUCUACUUGGAUAUAAAACUUGGCUUGUUUCUCAUACUUACAAACACUUGCUUUAUUAUUAUUACAGUAACUGAACUGUGUGUUUCAUGUUUUCUCUACAGAAGAGGACUAUGGAGAGUGAGACUGAGGAGGAGGGUGUCUGUUAAAAGAGGAAGAUGGAAUUUAAAGAGGAGGAUGUUUCUGAUUAAGAUAUUUCUGAUCUGAAGAAUACAAUCAGUGAGCUGAGGAAGGAGAUCUCUGAGCUGAAUAGCUCUAAGUCAGACUUGGAGCAGGAGAUCUCUAAACUCAAACAUGAUGUUGGUGAGCUCAGUAAAAAGAAUGCUGUGCUAAAACAAAAGGCAACAAUCUCUGAACUAUGUCACAGGGAGGCUGAGAUUGUGAAUAUUACAGCAGGUCAGUGUGAUUAUGAUCCCAUCAGAAUGACAGUUAUAGUUGUUUGAUGCUAGUAAGUUAUUUUAUCUGUAACUAAUUGCCUCUCUCUCUCUCUUUCACACACACACACACACACACACACACACACACACACACACACACACACACACACACACACACACACACACACACACACACACACACACACCACAUCUAACUGUACUCUCCCAUGUGUUCUCUCUCAGGCUUGCUUGAGGUUCCAGCUCUGGGUCGGUCCAUUCACCCUGGAAUGUUGUAUGACUCCUUCACACCAGGUAACUUGUCUUUUUAUUUCAGUGUACAUACAGCUAUGUUAAUGUGGACUACAUUCUGGAUAUCUCAACUCUUUUGGAAUGUAUAGACUUUAAAAUAAAUGUGUUUGUGAAUGGUGAUGUGUAAUAUCUUAACUGUCCUUCAAAUCAGACUCCAUGUGUAGCUCAGAUACCGUAAUGGAAGGGAGAAUAUAUCUGACAAAGAAUCUGUCAACUCAUAUUUUGGAAUGUAGGGAGGACCAACAACGUAAAUGUCUUGGAUUUAAUGAGACGUGUUACUGUAAUAUCAGAUGUCCUCUUCCCUUCAGACACCUUGUGGGACUCAGACUCUGUGAUAAAAGGGAAAACAUCCCUGAUGAUCCCAACUACUGAGACCCAGGUAAUAGAGACAGACUCCCUGCAGGAGAGGUUCAGAGUUCUGGGAGUGGAUCAGCCAAUCAGAACCAGCUUCCUGUCUGGACUGGUGGAGGUGGGAGGAGCUGCAGAGUAUCUAAACCAUCCACCCCUAGACGAAGGGAACAAUGUAACUCUACACUACAAGAGAACCACCAGACUGGAUCAGCUGACUCCCUCCCUGUUAGAGAAGGUGACUCAUCCUGAUGUGAUUCAGCUUCAAACAGCCACACAUGUGGUCAUGGCCGUGACAUACGGAACUCAGACCUUCCUCAUCUUAAAGACAGACUGGUUUUGGAACAAGAGCAAAGUUAUUAACACAGUGAAGAAUAUGAUCCCAGUUUGCACAGCAGAGGAUGGAGUCAUUAAACUAGAUGAUUCUUGGGAAAAUGCCUAUUCUGUUCUCUCCUGGUCAUAUUAUAAUGAUGUUGAGGGAGAGAGAGAGGUCAGAGGUGAAAGAGAGAUCACUGAUCUCUAUAAGUCCUUCUCUAAGCUGCUGGGGCCCAGUGGAGAGAAGGCUGUUCCUCUGACAGUUUGGCUCUGUCCUCUGAAGAACCUGCACCCUGCAACAGCCUAUGUGAGAAAGCUCAGUGAAGACCUAUAAUAUAAUAUGCCAUUUAGCAGACACUUUUAUCCAAAGCAACUUACUUAAGUCAUGCAUAAAAAAUGUGUUUGUGUAUGGGUGGUCCCCAGGGAUUUAACCCACUACCUUGGCGUUACAAGCGCCGUGCUCUACCAGCUGAGCUACAGAGGACCACAAUCCAAGAUAGAGAGAGAGAUGGACCACUACAGAUAUUCAGAGGGAAGGUGUGAGGAGAUGAUGGGGACGAUGGAGGAUAAAGCUGAAGCUGACCUGAAUGGUACAUUAUUCCAGUUCAUAAUUCUGCUCCAGCAUUACCAAGCAACUCUGGUGUCUGUGAGAACAGGAGAGAAGGAGGAGGAGAAACUGAAAGUGGUUCUGAAAGGCCAUGAUCUGUUCGGAGUGGCAGAACAGUGUUUAGAUGAUGAGCUGAAGUUCCUUCAAUGUCUUGACUAUGAAAUCAGAGAUAUGAUGGUGUCUAUAGACAAGCUGUGUGAAGUCAUCAGUGAUCCAAAGACAGACACUGUGGUGUGUUUCACUCUCACCUCUCUGGGUGAAACAGACCCAUAUCUCUCAUCUCUGAAGCAGUAUCUUGACUCCCUACAGACAGACACCCAGACCAGGCCUGACCACCCCGACCAGCACCCUCAGCCCUGGUUCAAGUCUGAGGAGAACAAGAACAGAGUCACAAACACAACUAACACUUUUCUGGAUUUUAUGAAGGCCAACAAAAAACUAAAGUUCAUAGCAGCCUCCAUUGCAGAUGAAUCCACUCCUGAAGUCUCCAUCCAUCUCUACCAGAGGGGCAGGUUAGUGGACUCUGACUAUGAGCCUGUCAAAGCUUGACCCUGUUCAGGUAACAGACACACAGCAGAGCAGAGUGACUCUGAGUUUACCUCGGUCAAAGACUGGACACACUGACAGGUUCAGAGUGGAUUACAGACCUGUCAGAACUGACCUGUUCUUUCUCUAUGAGGAGAAGUGGAGAAGCAUGGAGACCAGAGAUAAUGGGGAAGUCUGAUAUCAGACCUGGAGAGAGAGAGACACAGUACCAGAUCAGACACAGAGCAGAGGACAGGUUCAGUGACAUCAUCGUGACAGAGACUGGGUCAGGAUCUGGACCUGGGCGUCCAGUAGUCCAGUCAGCAGACAGAAACUCAGUCAGUCUGACCUGGAGAAGACCAGCGGAAGGUGCAGAGGGACGUCCUGUGCUCCACUACAGACAGGAGUACAGAGAGGAGGGACAGGAGGAGUGGGACACACUGCUAACAGACGGAGACAAGUGUGUGUACUCCCUAACACCCACACACACCUCCUGCAGAGUC
This is a messenger RNA of Coregonus sp. 'balchen', 3382 nucleotides long. NCBI's taxonomy places the organism in Eukaryota, Metazoa, Chordata, Actinopteri, Salmoniformes, Salmonidae. The record is from the annotation of a GenBank genome assembly.